AUGUCUAAUCUUGUGGCGACUCCAAACAUUCAGGACGCUGAACUAUUGGUUCCUAAGUCGUUCUUUCUUAGACCCUAUGUUUGGCCCUUUACUAUAAUCUAUCCCAUUUGUUUCCAAAUAUACUUUCAGCAUUAUGAUACGUAUAUCGUGGGUAGGGAAUGGACUUUUGUUUACUCCAUUGCUAUCAUUUCUUUGAAUUUGUUGUUUUGGUUGAUGCCUCACUGGAAUAUUGACAUUGAUGCCAAAUUCAACUAUUCUAAAGUUAAUAACGUCGCUGAAGCAAGUUACAUCAAAGUCACCCCUGCUCCAAAUUCUGGUACGGACGAAAUCUGUAAGAUUCACCGUGAAACUUUCCACGAUGGCGAAAAGCAAACCAGUUUCUUGUAUCAAAAGAGAAGAUAUUUGUUUCAUACUGAAUUGAGCAAAUUUUCUCCACCUGAAUUUGUGUUUGAUGAAUUGCCAAAAUUAUCGGUUUUCCAAAAUACCAAGGGUUUAUCUGGUGAUUUAGAAAAACAAGUUAGAAAUUACGGUCAAAACAAGUUUGAUAUUCCUAUUCCUACCUUUAUGGAAUUGUUUAAAGAACAUGCUGUUGCUCCUUUCUUUGUUUUCCAAAUUUUCUGUGUUGCUCUUUGGUGCAUGGAUGAACAAUGGUACUACUCUUUGUUCUCGUUGUUUAUGUUGGUCUCUUUUGAAAUGACUACUGUUUUCCAAAGAAGAACUACCAUGAGUGAAUUCCAAAGUAUGGCCAUCAAGCCUUACAAGGUUUAUGUUUACAGAGAUGCCAAAUGGGUUGAACUUGAAACCACCGAAUUGUUGCCUGGUGAUGUUAUUUCUGUUACUAGAACCAGCGAAGAAAGUGCAUUGCCAUGUGAUUUGUUAUUGAUUGACGGUUCUGCUAUUGUUAAUGAAGCUAUGUUGUCGGGUGAAUCUACUCCAUUGUUGAAGGAAUCCAUCAAGUUGAGACCUUCUGACGAUAAUUUACAACCAGAAGGUUUCGACAAGAAUUCUAUUUUACACGGUGGUACUAUGGCUUUACAAGUUACCAAACCAGAAAAUUCGGUUAUUCCAGUUGCCCCAGAUAACGGUGCUCUUGCUGUUGUUACCAAGACAGGGUUUGAAACUUCGCAAGGUUCUUUAGUGCGUAUGAUGAUCUUCUCCAGUGAACGUGUCUCUGUUGGUAACAAAGAAGCAUUCUUCUUUAUUUUGUUCUUGUUGAUCUUUGCUAUUGCCGCAUCUUGGUACGUCUGGGUUGAAGGUACUAGAAUGGGUAGAGUCCAAUCCAAGUUGAUUUUAGAUUGUAUUAUUGUUAUUACCUCGGUUGUUCCUCCUGAAUUGCCUAUGGAAUUAACCAUGGCUGUUAACUCUUCCUUGACCAAGUUGCAAAAAUGCUUUGUUUACUGUACUGAGCCAUUCAGAAUUCCUUUAGCCGGUAGAAUUGAUGUUUGUUGUUUUGACAAGACUGGUACUUUAACUGCUGAAGAUUUGGUCUUUGAAGGGUUGGCCGGUUUCAAUGUUAAUGAUAUUAACCAUUUAUACAAGUGUGAUGAAGCCCCAGAAACCACCUCUUAUGUUUUAGGUUCUGCCCAUGCAUUAGUUAGAUUAGAUGAUGGUGAAGUUGUCGGUGAUCCAAUGGAGCAAGCUACUUUAAAAGCAGCCAACUGGAAAGUUGGUGGUAAUGACACUGUUGAAAGAGACUAUGGUAAAAAUAGUGCUGCCAAGAGCAAGGCAUCCAAGGGUGAAAAGAUUAAGAUUUUGCGUAGAUUCCAAUUCUCAUCGGCACUUAAGAGAUCAUCUACCAUUUCUCAAGUUAGUGCCAUCUCAGGAAAGAAUUUUGUUGCUACUAAGGGUGCCCCGGAAACUAUUCGUACCAUGAUUGUUGAUGCUCCAGAAAAUUAUGAAGAUAUUUACAAGUCAUUCACUAGAGCCGGUUCUCGUGUUUUGGCAUUAGCUUACAAGUAUUUGGAUACCAGUGUUAAUGUCAACAAGGUUAAGCGUGAAGAUAUCGAAUCUGGAUUAAAGUUUGCUGGUUUUAUCGUGUUUCACUGUCCAUUAAAGAACGAUGCUAUUGAAACUAUCAGAAUGUUGAAUGCUUCUUCCCAUCGUUCCGUCAUGAUCACUGGUGACAAUCCAUUGACUGCAUGUCAUGUUGCCAAGGAAGUUCGUAUUACUACUAAGGAUGUAUUGAUUUUAGAUGCCCCUGAAGAACAUCAUGAAAUUGGUGAAGAUGAUAAUUUAGUAUGGAGAAACGUUGACGAAUCUGUUAUUAUCCCAUACAUGUCGUCUGACCCAAUAAAUGUUGAAUUGUUUGCCAAGUAUGAUAUCUGUAUUACUGGACAUGCCUUGAUGCAUUUGAGUGAACAUGCCCAAAUCUUGGAAUUGUUGAAGCAUACUUGGGUUUACGCCAGAGUUUCACCAAACCAAAAGGAAUUCAUCAUUACUUCAUUGAAGGAUGCUGGUUACAACACUUUAAUGUGUGGUGAUGGUACUAAUGAUGUUGGUGCUUUAAAGCAAGCUCAUAUUGGUGUUGCCUUGUUGAACGGUACUGAAGAAGGUAUGAAGAAGAUUGCCGAAAAUAGAAAGAUGGAAAUGAGUGCUAGAGUUUAUGACAAACAAGUUGCUCUUUUCACUCAAUGGAAUAGACCUCCUCCACCUGUCCCUGCUUUGAUUGCCCAUUUGUAUCCUCCAGGUCCAUUAAAUCCAAAGUAUUUGGAAGCUAUGGAAAAGAAGGGUGUUGAAAUCACUCCUGAAAUGAGAAAAGCUGUUGAGAUUGCCAAUAAGCAACCAUACAAGCCACCUAAGAAGACUGAUCUUGCUGUUGCAGAAUCUAAAGAAAAAGGUGGAUUUGCUGAUACUUUAUUGGGUGCCUUGAAUGAUGCUGAAUUAGAUGAUGAAACUCCUGCUUUGAAGUUGGGUGAUGCCUCGGUGGCUGCUCCAUUCACUUCCAAGUUGUCCAAUGUUAGUGCUGUUACUCAUAUCAUUCGUCAAGGUCGUUGUGCUUUGGUUUCUACUAUCCAAAUGUACAAGAUUUUAGCAUUGAAUUGUUUGAUUUCUGCUUAUUCCCUUUCUGUGUUGUAUUUGGCUGGUAUUAAGUUUGGUGAUGGACAAGCCACCAUUUCCGGUAUUUUAUUGAGUGUUUGUUUCUUGUCUAUUUCUCGUGGUAGACCAUUAGAAAAGUUGUCGAAGGAAAGACCUCAAGAUGGUAUUUUCAACAUUUACAUUAUGGGAUCCAUUUUGGGUCAAUUUGCCAUUCACAUCAUCACUUUGGUUUACAUCACUCGUGAAAUUUACAUUUUGGAACCAAGAGAACCUCAAGUUGAUUUAGAAAAGGAAUUCAGUCCUUCCUUAUUGAACACAGGUAUGUUUUUGUUGCAAUUAGCCCAACAAGUUUCCACUUUUGCUGUCAAUUACAUUGGAUUACCAUUUAGAGAAAGUAUCAAGGACAAUAAGGGUAUGUAUUAUGGAUUAUUGGGGGUUGCUGGAUUGGCCAUUGCUGGAUCCACUGAAUUCAUUCCUGAAUUGAAUGAAGCUAUGCAGUUUGUUCCAAUGAGUCAAGAGUUUAAGGUCAAGUUGACUGGAAGUAUUUUGGUUGAUUUGGGUGUAACUUACCUUAUUGAAGUCACCUUGAAGCAUUUCUUUAUGAAUUCAGCUGCUGCUGAUAUUGCCUUGAGAGAAGAUGACGAGGAUGCAGGUUAUUUCGAUGACAAGAAGGUCAUUGAUGAAGAAUAG
Molecule: messenger RNA, 3726 nt
Organism: Spathaspora passalidarum NRRL Y-27907
Lineage: Eukaryota; Fungi; Ascomycota; Pichiomycetes; Serinales; Debaryomycetaceae
Gene: SPF1
Product: ion-transporting P-type ATPase
Exons: 1
Coding region: 1-3726 (1241 amino acids)
Biological process (GO): intracellular calcium ion homeostasis
Cellular component (GO): endoplasmic reticulum membrane
Molecular function (GO): P-type ion transporter activity; ATP hydrolysis activity; ATP binding
Source: RefSeq, a predicted model, not a curated record